GCCCUUCGCCAGCUGUGGCCAUUUAUGGCUUGAGAAGGGCAGCUGAAGAGGGAGAGAGAGAACAUGGUACAGAUGCUAAGCAGUUCAUAAUGAGGAACUGCUAUGUAGAUGAUGGGCUUGCCUCAUUCUCCAAUGCUGAGGAAGCCAUCACCGUACUGUCAAAUGCAAGAGAGAUGUUGGCAGAGUCAAGCAUCAGGCUACAUAAGAUAGCAUCUAACAGCAACACUGUUUUGGAUGCUUUCCCCCCAGAAGACCUUGCCAAAGGCCUUAAGGAUCUAGACCUGACAUCUGAUUCACUACCACUCCAAUGCAGUUUAGGCCUCAGAUGGGACCUUCAAACAGACAGUUUCUCCUUCUGUGUGUCUGACAAAGAAAAGCCAUUUACAAGAAGGGGAAUCCUUUCAGUGGUCAACAGUCUCUAUGGGCAAGGCACUCGUGAGAGAUGUCUCCACAGAAGAGUAUGAUUGGGACACUCCGCUACCAGAAGACAAAGCAAUCCAGUGGAAUGUCUGGAAAGAUUCCCUCAAGGAACUUAUGCAGCUCCAGAUCCAGAGAACCUACAUCUCUGUUUCUCUGCUCGCCACAGUAUACAGAGAGAUUUGUGUGUUCUCAGAUGCAUCAACUAUGGCUAUAUCAGCUGUAGCAUACCUCAGGGCAAUCGAUACAGAAGGACACAGCCAUGUCGGGUUUAUCAUGGGGAAAUCCAAGCUGGCUCCACGUCCUGCUCACACUGUUCCUUGUUUGGAAUUGUGUGCAGCCGUCUUGGCAGUGGAAAUUGCAGAGACAAUAAUGGAUGACAUCGAUGUAGAGAUUCACAAAGUCAAGUUCUACACAGACAGCAAGAUCGUACUGGGCUACAUACAUAAUGCGUCCAGAAACUUCUAUGUCUACGUGGCAAACAGAGUGACAAGAAUAAGAAGGUCCUCUACCCCAGAGCAAUGGCACUACAUCAACACCAAACUCAAUCCUGCAGAUUACGGAUCUAGGUCUGUCUCAGCGGCUCUCCUACCAGAUACCAACUGGCUGACAGGUCCAGCUUUUCUAAGAAAUCCAGAAGUGGAUGAAGUUCCACAGCCAGAGGCAUUUAACCUUCUGCAUCCUGAGACUGAUGUAGAAGUUCGCCCUCAAGUUUCAACCUAUGCUACGAAAGCCACAAGUGGACUUCCUGGCUCACACCGGUUUGAAAGAUUCUCCAGCUGGAAAUCUCUUACUCGUGCAAUAGCCAAGCUUGUCCAAAAGGCUAGAGUCUUCUGGAAAACUUCAGAUGGUAUCCAGAAAAAAGAUGAACUCAGUCAAGCAAGACUGGUCAUAUUGAAAACAACACAACAAAAUGUGUACAAAGAGGAAAUGAAAAGCCUAGCAAAGGGUGAAGAGUUGUCUCGACACAGUCCGCUCAAGAGUUUGGACCCCAUCCUUGACGAUGAAGGAUUGCUGAGAGUCGGAGGUCGGAAUUCAUCAGCAGACAUGACCUGGGACGAAAAGCAUCCGAUCAUUCUUCCAAAAGACAAUCACAUAUCUACCUUGUUGGUACGAUACUACCACGAACAAGUGGCCCAUCAAGGCAGACACUUCACUGAAGGCGCAGUUCGGACAGCUGGACUGUGGAUAACAGGAAGCAAGAGACUUGUGUCAAGUGUGAUAAACAAAUGCGUCACCUGCAAAAGAAUGAGAGGAAAGCUCGAAGAACAGAACAUGUCUAACUUACCUGCGGAUAGACUUACCUUGAAUCCUCCUUUCCCGAACGUUGGACUUGACGUCUUUGGGCCUUGGACCAUCUUAGCGCGCAGGACAAGAGGUGGAUAUGCAGAGAAUAAACGCUGGGCAGUCAUGUUCACCUGUCUGAGUACACGAGCGGUACACAUCGAGCUCAUAGAGACAAUGUCAACCUCCAGUUUCAUUAAUGCCUUAAGGAGAUUCACCGCCAUCAGAGGGCCUGUGAGACUUCUGCGUUCCGAUCAAGGCACAAACUUUAUUGGAGCUUGCAGAGAACUGCAAAUAAACUCUGAAGACACUGAGUUGAAAGCUCACUUACAGGACAAAGGCUGUACCUGGAUAUUCAAUCCACCACAUUCCUCUCAUAUGGGAGGUGUGUGGGAAAGGAUGAUCGGCAUUGCACGCCGCAUUUUGGAUGCUAUGUUGCUUAAGGACAACUGUCGCCUCUCCCACGAGGUACUUGUGACACUCAUGAGUGAAAUCAUGGCAAUCAUGAAUGCAAGGCCUCUAGUUCCAGUAUCGUCUGAUCCUGACAUGCCAGCAGUUCUCACGCCCGCAAUGUUGCUUACUCAAAAGACUGAUCCAGUAUCUGCUCCUCAAGGGAACAUGGAUCUGAAAGAUCUCUAUAACAAGCAAUGGAGGCAAGUUCAAAGUCUAGCCGAAACUUUCUGGAAACGUUGGAGACAAGAGUACUUGACGACCCUUCAGCCCCGCAAGAAGUGGAAGUCAGAAAGACCAAACUUGCAAGUAGGCGAUGUGGUACUUCUCAAAGACACUCAAGUAAAGAGGAAUGAGUGGCCCACCGGCAUCAUUGAGGAAACCUUCCCCAGCCGUGACGGAAGGAUUCGAAAAGUGAAUGUGAAGAUCAUAAAACAGGGUACCCUUAAGGUUUAUUCCAGACCCGUUUCAGAGGUCGUACUGCUCCUCAGUAGAAAGACAUAGUGGUAUCUUAAAAUACCAGACGGGGAGUGUUAUGCCCCACAAUGUUAUUGUCUAAGACACCUAGUGGUGGAAAUCAGUUUUGCAGUUUGUGUUCUAAUUUGACCCUCCUGUCUUGCCGUAGCCAUCUUAGUGUGGGUGUGUUUCAGAGAGCAGUAGAGAACAGUUGAGAGCAGAUGUCAAACAAACAGGAUGUACUGCAAGCUUUAAGCUUUCUUUUCGACUUUGAAGACUUUGAAGGUCUAAACCUAGCCUACUUUUUCCUUCCCGUGUGUGCCUCACUGAGACGCCUCACCGAGACGACAGGCCCAGACGAGGUCCUGCAGCGACGUCCACCACAUCUUGGUACGCUGGCAGCUCCAUUGCUUUCCCAUUUGCACCACCUGAGAAAUUAUCUGCUUCUCGUGGUUGUAUUGGACUGAAUUUUGGGAUGGUCGGGAGACUGACAGGAAACCAGGCCUUUUUGGUUACCAACCAGAAACAAGCUGUCACCCAAAAUACUUUUUGGCCUUUGGGGACACUUGUCUGUUCUGAUUGCUUUGAUGGGACACCACAGUGGGUCAGAAUCUCAGGGUGGUCCGUGGGAGGUUCACAUGCAGUUGCCUUUCACUGGUAAUGCUGGCCUGUGAGAAUCAUCAACCAAAGACCAAGAAAGUCUACAAGUACUAACCCCUGGGCGUGAAGAAAGUGUGGGUGAAAGGACGGAUGACCACAGGGAAGAUUUCUGAUGGAUUAAAGGCAGGGACUCCAAAGCAUGCAUGCAUUAUGUGGAGAGGGGCGUGGCCUGUGGACCUGCAGCGAAGCGGAGUGUGCCAGGACCGGCUUCGAGAUCAGCGACAGGUGCAUAGACGGCCCACCUCGGCCUGCUUGUCUAAUCACCUGUCACUUUGUUAAAAGGCAGCAGGAGAGGAGAGGCGGAGAGAGCUGGAGCGAGAGACAAACAGAGAAAUACUUGCUGAAAAGCACAACGAAGAGACAUUAUUGAUAAAUAAAACAGUGUCUAAAACACUGGAAAGGAGCUGUCAUGUCGGCGAUAGGUGGUCCGAGGAACCCGGAGGGAAGAAACGUCCA
This is a messenger RNA of Nerophis lumbriciformis (worm pipefish), 3723 nucleotides long. RefSeq lists its product as uncharacterized. Gene Ontology annotation, molecular function: nucleic acid binding. The record is from RefSeq and is a predicted model, not a curated record. Gene Ontology annotation, biological process: DNA integration. NCBI's taxonomy places the organism in Eukaryota, Metazoa, Chordata, Actinopteri, Syngnathiformes, Syngnathidae.